Molecule: messenger RNA, 4625 nt
Organism: Elgaria multicarinata webbii
Lineage: Eukaryota; Metazoa; Chordata; Lepidosauria; Squamata; Anguidae
Gene: SERINC1
Product: serine incorporator 1
Exons: 10
Coding region: 124-1476 (450 amino acids)
Cellular component (GO): membrane
Source: RefSeq, a predicted model, not a curated record
UGACGCGCCAGCCGCUGUCAACACUCGCGGUAGUGAGCGAGACGGGCUGCAGAGUAAACAAGCCUUGUCUGCUCCGUGUCGCCGCCUCCAUCUUUCAAGGGCCGCCGCGCAGCGAGGAGCGAGAUGGGGGCCGUCCUGGGCCUCUGCUCCAUGGCGAGCUGGAUACCAUGUUUGUGUGGCAGUGCCCCAUGUCUGCUGUGUCGGUGCUGCCCCAGUGGAAAUAACUCCACUAUAACAAGGCUGAUAUAUGCAUUCUUCUUACUCCUUGGAGUGAGUGUUGCCUGUGUGAUGCUAAUGCCAGGAAUGGAAGAACAACUAAAGAAGAUUCCUGGAUUUUGUGAUGGCCAUGUGAAUUGCGAUGUUCUAGUAGGGUAUAAAGCAGUGUAUAGGGUUUGCUUCGGUAUGGCCAUGUUCUUCCUCCUGUUCUCCUUAUUGAUGAUCAAGGUAAAGAGCAGCAGUGAUCCAAGAGCAGCAGUACACAAUGGAUUCUGGUUCUUCAAAUUUGUCACAGCAGUUGCAAUUACAGUUGGAGCAUUUUUCAUUCCAGAGGGACCCUUUACAACAGUAUGGUUUUAUGUGGGCAUGGCUGGUGCUUUCUGCUUCAUUCUUAUUCAGCUGGUAUUACUUAUUGAUUUUGCCCACUCUUGGAAUGAAUCCUGGGUUGAAAAAAUGGAGGAAGGAAACUCAAGAUGCUGGUAUGCAGCAUUGCUAUCUGCCACAGCACUAAAUUAUCUUCUGUCUCUGGUGGCAAUUGUCCUGUUUUUCGUUUAUUAUACUCACCCAGAAGGCUGUUCUGAAAAUAAGGCAUUCAUCAGUGUCAAUAUGUUGCUGUGUAUUGGAGCAUCUGUAAUGUCAAUUUUGCCUAAAAUUCAGGAAUCGCAACCAAGAUCUGGGUUGUUGCAAUCAUCUGUGAUCACAGUUUAUACAAUGUAUCUAACAUGGGCUGCAAUGACCAAUGAGCCAGAUAGACAAUGCAAUCCAAGCUUGCUGAGCAUAAUUGGCUAUAAUUCUACAAGCACUCCAAGCAAGGGCCAAUUUGUCCAUUGGUGGGAUGCCCAAGGAAUUGUAGGGCUCAUCCUGUUUUUACUAUGUGUUCUCUACUCAAGCAUCCGGACAUCAAAUAACAGUCAGGUAAAUAAACUGACACUAACCAGCGAUGAGUCAACUUUAAUAGAAGAUGGACUUCCUCGGAGUGAAGGUUCACUUGAUGAUGGAGAUGAUGUCCACCGUGCUGUUGAUAAUGAGAAAGAUGGAGUUACUUACAGUUAUUCAUUCUUUCACUUCAUGCUCUUUCUUGCUUCACUUUACAUCAUGAUGACUUUAACCAACUGGUACAGUCCUGACCCCACGUCUGCAUCAAUGACCAGUAAGUGGCCAUCUGUCUGGGUGAAGAUAUCUUCCAGCUGGAUUGGUAUUGUUCUCUACGUGUGGACACUGGUGGCUCCACUUGUGUUAACAAACCGUGAAUUUGACUAAGCUGAACAUCUCAUCUGAAAGCUUAUAUUUUAUUUUGUUGCUUAUUUGAAGCUAACAGUAUUCCAUACUAAGAUGUAAUUGUAAAUAUGUGUGCAUGUGUGUACCAUCUGUGAAGUGUACUGUAUUUAUUCUGCAUGAUUACUUUUAGAUCAUGUUACCUUACAUUUCAGUGACUGUUUUCUAAUUGAGCAUGAUAAUGAUUACUACUAGAUCCAGGGCCAAACCAGAUGUGAUGGCAGUGGUUCCAUGGGUUGUAUCCCACAUAAUACUAGUAGAAAACAUACAAGAGUCCACUAGCAGUUUUGCUAGAGGCACAAUUAGCGCAAGCAACAACUAGCAUGAUGAUGUUGUAAUGAGUUGUGAAAAUGCUUAUGUUGAAAAUGCUUGUGCAAUGGCUUACAUAAGCAGAAUCAAAGUAUUGAAUUUAACCCUUGCGCUAGACUGAAAAUUGGUUUUCUGCAAGUUAAAUUUGUUCUAGUGUUACUUUUGGAUACAAUCCUUUGUGUUUUUGAGCACAGAUCUUUCCAGUUAAAGGGGGUGGGAUAUCAGAUUUUUGAAGCAAAAGGCAUGAGCAGGUGAAGAAUGCAAAAUCCUUUGUGUAUCUCCCUACAGCCCCUCUCUCCAGGCAUUUUUUUUCUUCCAGUUGGGGCUGUGAUACUGGAAGGGACCAUGGCUGAGGAGGAAACAUGCAGUCAGGGGGGCUAAAGAUAAAACAUGGGACAUAGGAGGAUUCAGUUCCACUCAUCUAUGGCUGCAUUUGCAUGUAAUGCUAAACUAUGGUUUAUGUUAGUUUGGGUUGUUGAUUGUAUGGGUUGUUAACCAUGAACCAUGAAGAGUACCCAUGAUUUUUUGUUAGGUUGUGAGCUCUGGAUUGUUUAUACCAUGGGUGUGUAAAAUUGGUCAAUGUGUCUUUUUUGUGCUUUUCAAAUUGGCUUCCCCACAGCUCUUUUUUACAUGACGGGAGCCUUUCUGUGUUUUUAAACACAGUGAAUGCUGACAGCUUGAUCUACUUUGGCCUUUGCUAGUUCUGUGUACUAGGGCUGAGCUAGAGUGGGGAGGCUUUUUGCAUUAAACAGUUUGCAAUCAGGGCUACUCCCCUCCCAUUUCAGUCCCCUUUAAGAUUGGUAGUGGAAGAUGCAGUAAAAAAUAUUUGUCCCUUUCAGGAGACCACUUUAAAUCAAGUAAUCUGCAGUGCAGCCAGUACAUGCUGUGUGAUCCUUCCCCUCUCUUGUCAACUGAGCAGGAGAGGAUCGGGGCCCACAUACCGCUAUGAACGCUCUUCCUUAACAUGGUUGAAGCAUCCCGUUUUAAAGGCACUGAUUUGUUGGACAUUGCUUCCCCUUCUUGUGAGAAACCGUUUUGCCAAGAAAGGGGGAUUGAUUUCAAUUUUACAGUCAAAAGUAAUCGUCCCCACAAGGGGGAGCACUGGUUUUUCUGAGAGAACAUUGCUUGCUCUGACAUGUCACUUUUCACUGCAAAAAAUGAACCCCACAAGUAUUUGGUGCAGCCCUACUGCUUACUACUGGAGCAUUCCUAAGUCUAAUGCUAAAUGAGUGGAAGGUAGAUUUUUAAAACAAUCAAAAGUAUUUUUAAUGCAUGUAAAUAGGCCAAGAUUUAAAAGCCAAAUAUUUGCAGCUAUAAUCAGAUGGGCGAAAUAUGAAGAGUGUUUUAGGACUGACUUUGACAAUGUCUUUGGCCUUGAUUGCCAAGAUUAACUCUAAUAGUGCAGUUGGUACAAUAUUCACUUUGGUCUAGCAGGGAAUGCUAAAAAUUUCAUGUCACUUUUGAAACUGUAAUGCGUGUUCUAGAAAGGUGAGGGAAUUAGGGCUAUGAAAGGGAGCAGGAGAGACGGUUGAUGACUGCUUGCCUUUGAGGUUAUUGUAUUACCUCAGCUUUAAGCAUGUAUGGAUGGUUGUUUAGGAGAAUCUGACGCUGAAUGAAAAUCAAAUGCCAGAGGUGUAACAUUUGGUUAGCUUUAGCUGAUCUGUUGGCGCUGUAUACUUGUUUGUUGAAAGAAGAGUGCAUUGAGUGACAGGAGCAAAGGGAUUUAAGAGCUAACAAUGAGCCUUAGCUGAUGAAAGAGCAAGGAGUGGGCCUAGUAGGGAGGGAAAGAAUGUAUCUGUGAUUCAGCAGCCACUUUCAUGAAACUGUGCUUUCUUCUUUUUUUUAAGUCAACAAUGUAACAUUUCUGUUGAAAGCUUGAUAUAGUUGCCAUGGGCCGCUAUGAGUGCAUAAGAGAUCAGCCUCUUGCAUUCUUGUAGAAGGGGCUAGUUUCUGUACUUAUAGAUGUCUUUGUAUUUAAAGGAUGUGAACAGGAGUAAAUGUUUAAAGUUGCACUUAAAAUUCUUAGAAACUUGCAUGGAUUUUCUGGACAUGAAAAAUAGCUCCCACUUUGACCAGGUUUUCUUUUUAAAGUGGAAUGCUAUGUAACAUUUGUCUUAUUAAUAGUGCAUGUUAUAGAAUUCACAUUCAUUUUUAUAUCUAUUUUAAACCAAGGACAAGUCUUUUUAAAAACAACUAAUCAACACUUGAAAGUAUUUAGUGUUAGGGCUAGCUGCAAGAAAUUAGAUUUGAGACAUGAAAUGGGCUAGUGUCCCUCACUGCUGGUAACUGUAGUGUAUCCCAUGAUGAAAAAGUAGAUUGUAGAUACCAGUAGUUUAGUCUUCGUUUUGGGAGGGUGGGACAAAGAGAAAGCAGUACUACAUGCCUUAUUCUGGCUCAAAUGUUCCUUGAUUGGGUAUUACCUAGCAUAUUUUGCAAGAUAAGAAACGUUUGUCUCUUUCUAGUAAUACUAUUGGAUAAGUUGACAUUUAUAUUUUCAUUUAAAAACCUUCUACAAGGAUGUCAUUGAUUCUUCUGUUCAAUAUUACAAAACUCGUCCAUUGUAAUUUAGUACUGCUACUAGUCCUUUGUGUCCAUUGACAGCAGUGGAUUUCUACCUGGGAAAAUCCCAAAUCUGCAAGCCAGGAAUGAUUAGGUCUGUUUUGCAUUUCCUGUUGAUUAUUGCUGACAUUUAUUUUUAAAUCCAUUCAAAACACACACAUUGUAAUAUAUGCUGAAAGACUGAUUAAGUUAAACAUGAAUGCAAUUUGGAAGUAGAUUUAAUGUUUAGUGAUUGAGUGUAAUUGUCAAUAAACAUUCUCAUAAGA